This is a messenger RNA of Necator americanus (New World hookworm), 228 nucleotides long. RefSeq lists its product as uncharacterized. The coding region runs from base 1 to 228 and encodes 75 amino acids. The transcript is spliced from 3 exons. NCBI's taxonomy places the organism in Eukaryota, Metazoa, Nematoda, Chromadorea, Rhabditida, Ancylostomatidae. The record is from RefSeq and is a predicted model, not a curated record.
AUGUGGAGUGAUGGUGCUUGCACUGCCAAUUACUAUAAUGGUCAACAACUUUAUGCAAGUGGUGAAAUUGAGAGAAGAGAAAAUUGUCAAGAAAUACGCUCAACAGCAUGGAGACCACGUUUGACUAUGCGUGAACAUCUAAUUUAUUAUUUGGUCCGUCGUGACAGUGCCUUUCUGCAACGCCUGCGGCAGUUCUCUUUUUCGGUUAUCCUUAAACGUGCCGAUUGA